AUGUUUGUCGCCAAUCUUGCCGUUGACGAUGUGACCUGGUAUCAUGAUCGCCAGGGCACCGUUCAAUGCUCGGGCAUCAACUUCAUUCAAGAUCUCCCGCGAUUCAUGGUGCUAUUGUACGCGUUACAACGCUUCGAGGUUCACGAUUGGGACCGAAACAAGGACUUCCUUCCAGUUCAAGUUGAGGGGAAACGAUGCCACGAAUCCAAAAUCCAGGAUAAUGAUCUUGGAACGGUGGAUCUGUUGCUUUACACCAGUCACGACGAAAGGGAUGGCAUGGUGGCCAAGAUCUUUUGGGGAGAUGAGGGUCGUACUAGCGAGCCAAAAAUCUUGGACAAAGUUGAGAAGAUCGCCAAUGUGCACUCGACCGUCCAAGGACAUAUUACUGAGCUACUCUGGCACCGCGGGUUGACAAAUCCCACGUCCACCAUACAAGAAGUGUUCGGAGUCCCAGAACCCACCACGGGCAGUCGCGUGCUCUACAUCCUUGUAUUCAGGAAGCUCUAUCCCAUUCCGAAGCUUUACGGCAAAGAGCUUUUUGACGUCUGGUAUCAAUGUAUCCUAUGUCACUUCACUCUGUGGAAGGAAGGGGUCUAUCAUCGAGAUAUCAACCUUGGAAACUUGAUGUGGUACAGGAUUAACGGCAGACUGAUCGGUGUCUUAAAUGACUACGAUCUAUCUUCGUUGGCGGAUGACCCGGGUCCUCGGGGAAACGAGCGUACGGGCACGGUACCGUUCAUGGCCCUCGAACGUCUCACUCCAGAGGCCCAACGAGGCGAAGUUAAACACCUAUACCGCCAUGAUCUAGAGUCGGAGUCCUUUCUACCAGGGAAAUCACGCCUUCUUGACGAGUGGGCGACUUUAGGCGCCAUUGCAUGUGGCAAGGAAAAGUUGUUCUUUCUGUUCGAUCGCUUCAGUUAUCAACCCCCAAACCUCCAAACUUCUCAAUCGGACAUAGGUUGGUCCUUAUGGGAUCUCCUUAUGGAUUGUUUCCAGGUGCUCGAUAUAGAUGCCUACAAUCGCCGUAGGCGCAUUCGCCAUCUUCACCAUGUUCAGCAGGGAUUGAUGGAAGGAUCAGGCGAGCAGCUAGACGCCAAGGAAACAAUAGCAGAUAUGGAUCAUAUGCUAAGCAAAUUCACAGGGACUAUGGCCUGGGUAAAGCUCAGCAACCUUUCAGCUUCACAGUGA
Messenger RNA from Suillus bovinus, 1188 nucleotides. RefSeq lists its product as uncharacterized. The record is from RefSeq and is a predicted model, not a curated record. Lineage: Eukaryota; Fungi; Basidiomycota; Agaricomycetes; Boletales; Suillaceae. The transcript is spliced from 5 exons. Bases 1 to 1188 code for a protein of 395 amino acids.